Molecule: messenger RNA, 6918 nt
Organism: Schizosaccharomyces cryophilus OY26
Lineage: Eukaryota; Fungi; Ascomycota; Schizosaccharomycetes; Schizosaccharomycetales; Schizosaccharomycetaceae
Product: DNA polymerase epsilon catalytic subunit A Pol2
Exons: 1
Coding region: 224-6811 (2195 amino acids)
Biological process (GO): DNA replication proofreading; nucleotide-excision repair, DNA gap filling; mitotic cell cycle
Cellular component (GO): epsilon DNA polymerase complex; nucleus
Molecular function (GO): nucleotide binding; zinc ion binding; DNA-directed DNA polymerase activity
Source: RefSeq, a predicted model, not a curated record
CACAACAACCGUCCCAAAACUUGGCAUCUUGACAAUUUUCAAAUGCAUUUUGUAUAGACUAAGGCGAAUUCUAUCAAUAGUUAUUCGUAUAAAUAGUACACUCUUUUACGGUCGUUCCAUCUUUAUUGUCAUUUUUGAUACACUCUGACAUUCUUUUCUUAAGCUGUGUUUCAUACAUUUUCUUUUUCUUCUUUUGUUUUAAUUAAUUAAUUAUUUAUUUAUAAUGCCUCCCAAAUUUUCUGCUAAGCGUCCCAACCUCCCUCCCAAGUCGUUUCGAAAUAUCUAUAAAAACUCAAAUGCCUUCCAGGGCGAGGUAAGAAGGCCUGCGGAGGAAAAUGGUCUAAGUGAUCCCAUGUACUAUGUCAAUCGGAAAAAUGAAAUCGAUCGAAUCAUGGGUUUUGAUGCCUGUGAAGGAGGACCUCCUCGUGAAGCUUGGUUAAUAAACGUUCAUCCAACUGUUAUUGAGAGCCAAAAGCGCAACUCUACAUUAAGUGCUGUCGACUUUUACUUCAUUCAGGACGAUGGUGAAACAUUCCGUGUCACCAUUCCUUAUGCACCAUACUUCUACAUUGCAGCACGGGAAGGAAAAGUAGCAAGUGUAGAAGAGUGCAUGAAAAAAAAUUUUGCUGGACUUGUGAAGUCUACCUCACGGGAGUACAAGGAUGAUUUGAAAUUGAAAAACCACAUAGUUGGAUAUAAAAAACUAUAUAUAAAAUUAACAUUUGACAAUUUAACGGACCUUCAAUCAGUUCGACGUGCCAUUAUGUCUGCAGUAAAGUCAAAUAAUGUCAAGGAAGAAGCUUUCAAUACUUAUGCGCCUCUUAAUGACUCAAACGAUUUGUCUCUCGACAAUGCCUAUGAUGAUCCAAUGGACCACAUAACGGACUUUCGCGAAUUUGACGUGCCAUUUCAUGCUAGGACUCUGAUUGAUCUUGACAUUCGUGUGGGUAUGUGGUACACAGUAUCUUUUCGCGAAGGACAGGUACAAAUAGCCCAUCUUCCUACUCGUAUCGAGCGUGCUGAGCCAACAGUUAUGGCGUUUGAUAUUGAAACUACAAAGCUUCCUUUAAAAUUUCCAGAUAGCUCAUUUGACAAAAUUAUGAUGAUUUCUUAUAUGAUAGACGGCCAAGGUUUUUUGAUCACAAAUCGCGAAAUUGUUGGUGAGGAUAUUGAAGAUUUUCAUUAUACUCCCAAGCCUGAGUUUGAGGGACCUUUCAUUAUAUUUAAUGAGCAGGACGAGUUGAGCUUGUUACAGCGUUUUUUUAAACAUAUACGAUCCGUCAAGCCUACCAUCAUAGUUACCUAUAACGGUGAUUUUUUCGAUUGGCCCUUCGUUGAUGCUCGUACUACUUUUCAUGGUUUGAAUUUAGCAGAAGAAAUCGGUUUCAGCAGAGAUACAGAGGACGAAUACAAAUCAUCAUAUUGUAUUCACAUGGAUGCUUUUCGUUGGGUAAAAAGAGAUAGUUAUUUGCCGCAAGGAAGUCAAGGCUUGAAAUCCGUCACUGUAGCUAAGUUGGGUUAUAAUCCUAUCGAAUUGGAUCCCGAGUUGAUGACUAUCUAUGCUAGUGAGAAAGCUCAAACGUUGGCACAAUACUCAGUAUCAGAUGCUGUCGCGACUUAUUAUCUGUAUAUGAAAUAUGUACAUCCAUUCAUUUUUUCUCUCUGUAAUAUUAUUCCUCUCAAUCCAGAUGAAGUUUUGCGAAAAGGAACCGGUACGCUUUGUGAGACACUGCUUACUGUACAGGCGUCUACGAAAAAUAUAAUUUUACCUAAUAAGCACGUGGAGACACCUCAAAAAUUUUUUGAUGGACACAUGCUUACUAGUGAAACAUACGUUGGUGGUCAUGUUGAAAGUUUAGAAAGUGGUGUUUUUCGCAGUGAUAUUCCUACUCCCUUUGAUAUGGAUCCGACUGUCUAUCAAGAAUUGAUUUCCCAGCUAGAUAAAGCAUUACAAUUUUCAAUUGUAACCGAAAACAAAGUUGAAAUGGAUGAUAUAGAAGACUAUGAGGAGGUUAAGUCUCAAAUUCUGUCAAAGUUGUCCGAUUUACGGGAUAAACCAAAACGGUCCGAAAACCCUAAAAUUUACCAUCUGGAUGUUGCUUCUAUGUAUCCUAAUAUCAUGAUUACAAAUCGUUUGCAGCCUGAUUCUGUGAAGGAUGAAUCAUUUUGUGCUACAUGCGACUUCAACGUUCCAGAUAAAACGUGUGAUAGACGAAUGGUAUGGGCAUGGAGAGGUGAGUUUUACCCGCCCAAAAAGGAUGAGUAUCAUAUGAUCCUCUCUGCCUUACAGGUUGAAAGAUUCCCAGGUUUAACACCCUUUUCUCCAUCCAGAUCAUUUGACGAACUCUCACCUAUAGAAAGGGCUGAGAAGAUUCAAAAGCGUAUAGCUGACUAUAGUCGAAAGGUGUAUCACCGACUUCAUGAUAAUAAAGUCAUUGAACGAGAGACCAUCAUAUGUCAGAAGGAAAAUUCGUUUUAUAUUGAUACAGUUAAAGCGUUCAGAGAUCGUCGUUAUGAUUUUAAAGGCUUACAAAAAAAGUGGAACAAAGCCCUUUCGUCCAGAUCAAGUUCCGGCAGUCUUGCUGAAUUAGAAGAAGCUAAAAAAAUGGUGAUUUUGUAUGACUCUCUUCAACUUGCACACAAGGUUAUUUUGAAUUCUUUCUACGGUUAUGUAAUGAGAAAGGGAUCUCGUUGGUACUCAAUUGAAAUGGCAGGUAUUACUUGUUUGACAGGGGCUACUAUUAUUCAAAUGGCACGUCAAAUUGUUGAAAGAGCAGGACGUCCCUUAGAGUUAGAUACCGAUGGAAUCUGGUGUAUCUUGCCAGAAUCGUUUCCAGAGAAUUUUGAGUUUAAAAGAAAAUCUGGCGGAAAAGUUUUUAUCUCCUAUCCUUGUGUUAUGUUAAAUCACCUAGUUCAUGAAAAAUUUACCAAUCACCAAUAUUCACUGCUAAAAAAUCCGGAUACCUUGGAAUAUGAAACUACCAGUGAAAAUAGUAUUUUUUUUGAAGUCGAUGGACCUUAUAGGGCUAUGAUUUUACCGGCUUCUAAAGAAGAAGGUAAAAAUUUGAAGAAACGUUACGCUGUUUUCAAUUUUGAUGGAAGUCUAGCUGAGCUUAAGGGUUUUGAAGUCAAGCGAAGAGGCGAGUUAAAACUCAUCAAGGAUUUCCAAUCGCAAAUCUUUAAAAUCUUUUUAAACGGAAGAACUCUUGAAGAAUGCUAUAAACAAGUCGCACUAGUUGCAGAUACAUGGCUUGAAAUUCUUUUCACAAAAGGAAAAGACGUUACUGAUGGGGAGCUAUUUGAGCUGAUUUCAGAAAAUCGAAGCAUGUCGAAGUCACUUGCAGAAUACGGGUCACAAAAAUCCACAUCCAUAACCACAGCCAGACGUUUGGCGGAUUUUUUGGGCGAUCAGAUGGUUAAAGAUAAAGGUCUCGCUUGUAAGUUCAUUAUCUCUUCAAGUCCUAAAGGAAGGCCCGUUGCUGAGCGGGCUAUUCCAGUGGCCAUAUUUUCAGCUGAAGAAUCAGUUAAGCGACAUUUUCUGCAACUUUGGUUGAAAGAUAAUAGCCUAUACAAUAUUGAUAUUCGAGAUGUAUUAGAUUGGGACUAUUAUAUUGAACGUCUUGGUUCAGUAGUCCAAAAGUUAAUUACUAUUCCUGCAGCUUUACAAAAGAUCUCUAAUCCAGUACCUCGAAUACCAUUACCUGACUGGUUGCUUAAACAAAUUGCAUCGCUGAAUUCAGGUUAUAAGCAGAAAAAAAUUGAUGCAAUAUUUAGCGUUGCUCCUCCACCUUCUUCAGCUCAAGUUAAUGAUAUCGAAGAUUUUGGAUCCCAAGGUAAGAGCUUAGUGCCGACUAUCGCUCGCGUAUCUAAAAGAAAAUCAGCUCAACCAUCCGGAAAUGAGAUCCAAGUUACUUUUAACGAAAAACCCGUAUCGAUUUCUGAAGGAUAUAGUGCAUGGUUAAAAUACCUGAAAAAGAAAUGGAAAUACCAAAAACAAGUUCGUACUCGAAGACGACAUCUCGUAGGAUUCCAAUCUAGACAAUUUACGAAUGUUUUUAAAGCAUCCGCUGAAACCAUGUACCAAAAUUUAUGGCAUAUUGUGCAAUUGAGAAACACUGACAGUCCUGGAGUUUUGCUUGCGUGGGUAAUUAUAAACAAUCGGUUAACCUCAGUCCGUUUUAACAUUCAGAGAAAAUUUUUCAUUUGUUUUAAAGACAACAAUUUGCCGAACGUUGAAAUUGAAGACUGUAAGAUUGAAAAAAGUAAUGCUAUCCUUCCUCAUGGAAAUGUCUCCGACAAAUUAUUCACUUUGGAGAUACCGGAGAAAACUUACUUGAAUGAAAACAACGCUAUAUCGAUGAUUUUUGCACACCCUUCAGUGGAAGGUACAUACGAAACCAAGAUAAAGCCUAUCGAGCGUGGAAUCCUGCACGUUGGAUGCCACAGACGAUUUAACAAUACACUUUCGGGGGCUCUCGGAAGAGCAUUUGAAACAGGCUUCGAACCUGAAAUGUUCGUGCACCCUUAUGAAAGUGAUGCUGAUUAUCUCGAGGGUGUUGAGAUGAACUACAUAUAUGCAUUCCAUAUUUCAUUGAACCAAAGAUUUGUACUAUGUCUAUUUCUACCUCAUUUAGCCAAAGCCGAAAUUAUCGUUUAUGACAGUCUUUCUGGAGAUGAUACCUCUUUCCCUCAAAUCGAAGAUCUGUAUCAUGAAUUGCGGCAAAAGUAUAAUGACAUGCUUAAAAUGUCAGUUAUAGACUAUCCUGAAAGUAUCACCUUUUCGGUUUCCUAUAGCAAAAACGAAAAGAAAGCAUACAAGUUAAUUGACGAAAGAAUACUUCAGUAUCUUUCUGCGAAAACCAAGAACAGUUUGCUAGUCAUUGAAAGUACCUCUCCAGAGAGGCUUAAAGCGAAUCUUAAGCAAUUAGAGGAAUUGCCUUAUACGAUAAUUAGUCGCCGAGAAGCAGCAAUCCAAUCUCUAUCCUGGAAGCAAUACGUUUCCAAAAAAAUGAUCCAACAUUUUCUAGCUGUGGGUGCUUGGAUAAAUCAUCGAAUCCAACUUUCAAGAUAUGCGGACAUUCCACUCUGCAAUUUCGAAAGUGACGAGCUACAAUAUGUCAUUGAUUUGCUAUAUGCAAGAAAACUUAAGGAACAAAAUAUAAUUCUUUGGUGGAACAAGGGUCCAAUGCCAGAUUUGGGUGGUUUAGAAAAGGAUGAUGUAUUGCAUGUAGCUAGUCCCAACGAUUCUCUUGAGAUUAAUCGAUCGGGUGCCUAUUCAAAUGCUUGCGUGGAUGUAUCCUUCUCUAAUUUAGCUGUUUGCAGUAUCCUUAACUCAGCCUUAAUCAAUGAGAUAGAAGGUGCAAGUGAUUUGGCUGCCUUGAAUGAUGGCUUUACCGCAAACGUAACGGAUGAUUUAGAAGCUCGCUUAGGAAUGUAUGAUUCAGUUGGCUUAGCACAUUCCCUUCCUGUACUUAAAGAACUUAUAAAAAAUUGGUGGCAGGAAGCUGCAAGUGGAAACACACUAGCUGAUCUAAUGAUUCAGCAUCUGGCCAGGUGGAUUUAUUCAUCAAAGUCGUACUUAUAUAGUCCAUUGUUGGUCAGCCAUAUACAAGUUGUCAUGAAGAAGACGUUCUUACAACUACUUGCAGAAAUAAAAAGACUUGGAGCUCAAAUCAUAUACGCUACUACCAAUAGAAUCCUAAUAGGAACGUCCAAGACCACGGUUCAGAAUGCUAUAUCUUAUACGAAGUAUAUCUUAAAGUCGCUCAAAACUCUUCCCUUGUUUCACUUUUUGGACCUAAAUAUUCAAGAAUAUUGGGAUUAUUUAUUAUGGAUGGAUCCAGUAAAUUAUGGUGGAAAAAUGAUUUUGCCAGAAACUUUAGCAAUUAGUCCACUACGAGAACCAGAAACGGUUGUGUCAUGGCAUAUCAAAAGUCAUUUACCUGCUCUUGUCCAACCUGAGUUUCAGAAUUGGGUAGUUGAAUUUAUUGAGGAAGUCUACAAGCAGAAAUAUCUGAAACAAAAUGGAAAAAGUGCGAAUAUGCGAGUGCGCGAUAAUGUUUCUGAAGCCGAAGCAGAACUCCAAACUCUGGGAGCCGGGAUCCUUAGUGAAAAGAUGAUACAUCCAUUAAAAAGACAAAUUGUUGCAUUACAAAGAAGAUUCCAAGAGUUUGCUUUGAAUGACGAAGUUAUAGAAACUUCUCAAUUCCCAAAACUUCCAGGUUCAUUUAAAAAGUUUUCCAAUGUCACACUGGAGUUUAUAAAAAUGCUGUGUGCUGUUUACGGUUUAGCUGAAAAUUUAAGCUUGGAGACUCAAUUAUUAAGGAAAGAUUUGUUAUCUGUGCUGCAAGUACGUGAAUUUUCUACCAUUGCUCAAUUUGAGUAUCCAAGCCAAAAACUCAGAUUAGAGCAGAUUUCCUGUCAGCAGUGUGGUAUGGGUCAUGAUUUUGAUCUUUGUCUUCAUGAGCAAUUAUGGCCUGAGCGUAAUGAGUCUGGAAGUUUAAGCUUUCCAACAGGUUGGACUUGUCAGGGUUGCAAUUCACCUUUUGAUCGAUGGGUAUUUGAAGAAACCUUAAUUGACAAUAUUCACCAUCAGCUCGUUUUGUACCAAGUCCAAGAUUUAACUUGCUCAAAAUGUAAACGUGUAAAGGAAUGGAGUCUCAAAGAACGUUGCAUAUGCGGCGGAGAAUGGGUAUUAGGAUUAUCACCGAUGAAAUUUCGGGAAACACUGAAAGUUUAUGAAGCAGUCGCUGACUUUUACGAAUUUACAAUUCUACGAGCGACAGCAGGAUCAAUAGCUGCCAUGCUGUGAUGUUAAAUAUCCCUUUUGUACUUUAUAUUUGGAUUAUGGAUCCAUAAUAAAAUGUAAGCGCCGGUCGCUUUAUUGAGUUUUUUUUUUUUUUUGUAGAGUAAACUUCA